ACAGAAGAAGUGAAUGGCUGUAAAGUCAUGGAGUUUAAUGAACUUCMKAACAAAGCUCUGGUCAAUCAUGUCUUCAAAACACAAAAAACCAGAGAUGACUCAGAUUGCGACGUAAAGUGCUAUUUGGAUGAUCGAUGUAUCUCCUACAGCUUUGGUACAAGUGCGAGUGGAGAGAAAGACAUGUGUGAGCUGAGUGACUCGGAUCACUUUAUACAUCCUGGAGAUCUAGUGGACAGACCUGGUGUCAUCUACAGAAGUGCUAAGAAUACUUGCAAGUGCCCUGUUGGAGGGAACUUUAAAUUGGAAUUUCAAAUGCCGAGGCAUUUUGAAACCGCAAUAGAAUUCAAAUGGCUUAAAGUCGGUACUGAAGUGUGUAUUGCUGCAAAAGAUGAUCAGUUCGGAAGGUUUACUAUUCCAGUUGCCUGCCAUGUCUUGAAYUUCAAACUUGUUUAUGUGUCUGGAGGYGGAMUAKCGUGGGGACKUGGAAAASCCAAAGSMUACUGGGGAACUACCUAUGAAAGCAACAAAAAUCUUAAUUUACACAUUACGAAUAACACCAACAAUAGAAUCAGUCCAYCACCUGACUUCCCACUGACUAGGACUACAAAAGGUUACCUGCAAUACGAGUUGCCUGGUGUGACCAACAUGGACCCAGAACUUACAUUCCCUGAGUUGUCACCUCCCCUAGCAGUGACAGCAGGCAAGRAGUUCAGGAUAUGGGUGGAUCAAGAUUUGAAUGGCAAAUUAGAAUAUGACAACGAGGGAGAAACGUGCGCUGAUGUUUGGAUUAAGAAAUAYUAAAGCUACUCUUUUGCCAGAACUUAUCAGAGUUAAUCAUUUCUUAUAGAGCUGUUUUCGCAAGGUCUUUGAUUGAGCAGUACAAAAAGAGCACUUUUAUGAAAGUUAUACAUACACAUGUUCCGUUAGGUCCUGGAUAAACGAGAAAACAUGUUUCCCUAAAUGUUUCCAAA
Molecule: messenger RNA, 971 nt
Organism: Actinia tenebrosa (Australian red waratah sea anemone)
Lineage: Eukaryota; Metazoa; Cnidaria; Anthozoa; Actiniaria; Actiniidae
Source: RefSeq, a predicted model, not a curated record